Messenger RNA from Penaeus chinensis, 2291 nucleotides. RefSeq names its product methyltransferase-like 26. The transcript is spliced from 4 exons. The record is from RefSeq and is a predicted model, not a curated record. NCBI's taxonomy places the organism in Eukaryota, Metazoa, Arthropoda, Malacostraca, Decapoda, Penaeidae. Bases 109 to 795 code for a protein of 228 amino acids.
AUUGGAGACUCGCGAACAGGUAACUCAGCCUUCGAGACGCAACUCUUCAACUAAGAGUUAAUUAAAGGUGAACAGGCCUAUUUUCAUGUAUUUCUUUUCAUUCACUAAAUGGGUUACGUAGGAAGGAGGCUGUUUAGUGCACUAAAGGGAAUCAUGGCAGAAGCAAAGCUGGUGGUCAAGGCUCCUGAAAAUAACAAGGACCCAAUCUUCCAAGUACUGGAGAAGGUCAUCCCCGAGAAGUUUGGAUCGGACUCAGGGCUCACGGCUCUGGAGAUUUCUUCAGGGAGCGGCCAGCACGUGUCCUACUUUGCACGCAAGUUCCCCAGCAUAUCAUGGCAGCCAUCUGACAUCGAAGACAAGUACAUUAAGAGUAUCAAGUGUUACAUUGAAGAUGACAAGUGUGAGAAUGUUAAAGAACCAGUAAUAAUUGAUAUUAGUAAGCCUCUGAGUGAAUGGGCGACUCCGAUUGCAGAGAAAUCUAUCAACAUGAUGGUUAACAUAAACAUGGUACAUAUUUCACCAUGGGCAUGUACAGAGGGUCUCUUCGCAGCAGCUGGUAAACUCCUGAAGCCUGGUGGCAUUCUGGUCACUUAUGGGCCGUACUCAAUCCAUGGUGAAAUCACACCCGAGAGUAACGUGAACUUCAAUGCAUCAUUGAAGGAGCAAAACUUUGAAUGGGGCCUUCGAGACGUAGAUGAGCUGGAGAAAGAAGCAAAGAAAAAUGGACUGGUGUUCGAUGCAAUGUUUGAUAUGCCGGCAAACAACAAAACUCUCGUGUGGCAGAAGAAUGAAUAGAACUCGCACACAAUUCUGGUCACUUUACAGGUGCUUUGAUGCCUUGGUAAAACAAACAUUUAUUGUGUGGAGUUGCAUGUUGCAAGUAUUUCUUUUUGCUUACUAUGACUAAAGCAACCAAAUUGUAAUCAUCACAUCAUGCAAUUGUAGAGGGUUCUUUAAGGUUUACAUGCACAAAUUUCACAGCCAGUAUGCACUUCUACUAAGGUAUGCCAAAGAUGUAUAUGCUUUAUUUUUUACUUGCAAAUUAGAAUAAAUGUUAAUAACAGUGUCAGAAAAUGAGUACUUUGCUACUUCAAUUAGUACUUAAAAGUAAAUAUAUGAAGGCAAUUUAACAUAAGAAAUGUGUGCCUUAUAUCGUAAGGUUAUGUUAAUAUGCAAAUAAGUUAUAAAUAAUACAGGAUUACUCAAAUGUAUAUCUACACGAAUUAGAUUUUAUACUAGUUUUGAUAUGCUGACAAGACGAGGAGGUUUUCAGUUCCAAAUCACAUUUAUUUCAAGACCAGUUCCUUAUGUAAUGUUUUGAAUUUGAGUGUAGCAGAAUGUGAAACACAUGACUUUUCAGUCUUCCGAAUAGUGCAACCGAGUGAUCUUGACAGCACCUUGUUCUUUUGAUACAUUCUUCAUACGUUUAUGCACAUUCCAGAGUACAUUUGUGUAUGUCUUACAGAAGGGAGAAUUUAUUUCUUCCAGUUACUGUUCUGUGAUUAAAAUAUAUCCAAAUAAUUUCUUUUGUUUCUUGUAUUUUUUUAGGUUUAUGUAAUAAUUUCAAUAAUAGGAAAUGAAGCAGUAAGAAACACAUGUUUUUAUAUAUUUUUAUAGCUUAUAGUCUAUUAAAUUAUGGUUGUGCAUCCUCACAUGUGAAUAAAAAGGAGAUUAGAAAGCCAAAAUUAAGUGAAAAGUUGUAUACAUAAUUGUGGUUUACCUAAAAUACUUGUACUUCAUUUUCUGUCCUAUCAUAAAUAAACCUGCUCUGUUUAGCAAAGAUUGUUCAAUCCUUGUUCAGAUAAGGAGAGAGAAGUGGACUGUAAUCUUCACAGUAGUCAUUGUAACAGAUGUUGAGAAAAGGACAUUUCCACAAGAGCAACUGGGAAGUGCCUGACAUUUUGGUUAUAUAAUAUUUUGUUACAUGAUUCCAAGGAAGUAUUAUGUAAUCAAAAUGAUCAACUAAUUCCUUUUGGAAUAAUAUAUUCUCUUUCAUCCUUUCUCAAUAAAAGAACAUAUCACAUUCGCAUUUUAACACCUCGUCAAGUACAGUUCUUUCACUGUAUGUGCAUUUAGUAAUAUGAUAGAUGUGGAAAGGUCUUGAGUUCUUGGUUUCAUUCAACCACUGGAAAUGGCUAACUAUACUGGUCCAUCAUGGCUUGCAAGAAUAUAUAUAUAUAAGCACAUUUCACUUUUUCCCAUCAUUCUGUAAUCUGAGAGCAGCUAUGUGAACACCCUUAAUAAUGGUGACAUGCAUUUGGCACUUCAUAACAAAUAAAGAUGAUAUUUUG